Aureobasidium uvarum is the source of this 2190-nucleotide messenger RNA. NCBI's taxonomy places the organism in Eukaryota, Fungi, Ascomycota, Dothideomycetes, Dothideales, Saccotheciaceae. The record is from the annotation of a GenBank genome assembly.
AUGUCCCGCAACAAGCCUCGUCCACCACCUCAGAAACCACCAACAUUUACCACAGAUACAAGCACGAUCCUCACAGACCUCGAGCGCAUAAUCGCAAACUCUCGAAAAGUGCAAGAAAUCAUCUUGACCACUAUAGAACCAGAGUCUGCAACUUUCGCGAAUGUGAUCUUACCGCUCGCUCGCAACCAAAACUCUGUUUCUUGUCAGCUCCCUUUGCUGAGCUUUUACGAAGCAGUUUCGCCAGAUGAAACUCUUCAGGAUGCUUCUGCCGAAGCCAAGAAGUUGUAUGCGGAGUUUGAGAUUGAGACGAAAAUGCAUGAGGGUAUGUUCGCAUUGAUUGAUGCAGUGGUAAAGAAGAAUGAGGAUUUGGAGGCAGAGGACAGGCGACUGUUGGAAAGAUAUCAUAGCGUGUAUCUUCGGAACGGUCUUGGUAUGCCCCACGAAAAUCGCGAUCCUUUCAAGGAUAUUCAGAAGCAACUCCACCAAUUGACGAGUGAGUUUGAGAAAAACUUGAGAGAAGGAAACGAGGGUGUGUGGUUCAGCAUCGAAGAAUUGGCUGGCGUGCCUGAUGAUCUGGUGUCCUCUCUGACUCGGGACGACCAACACGAUGGGAAAGUGCUACUGACCUUUGGCUUUCCGCAUCUAUCCACAGCGAUGAAGUAUGCGACAAACAGUGAAACUCGCCGGAUAUACUUUACCGCCUACGAGAACAAGUGUCCCAAGAACGUUCCCAUGUUCAAAGCAAUCAUGGUUCUCAGGCACGAAUCUGCUCAACUCCUCGGAUAUGCCAAUUACGCCGCUUUCCGGAUUGAGGACAAGAUGGCCAAGAGUCCAGAAACCGUGAUGAAUUUUCUCGACGACUUGUACUCGAGACUUUCUGCUGGGGUCGAAAGCGAUGUUGAUGAUUUGAAAAAGCUCAAGAGCAGAGAUCUCGGAAUGCGCGGCGAAGUUUCCGAUGGAAAAUUAUAUCUCUGGGAUCAUCCGUUCUAUAAUCGUAUUAUGCUCGAGACGGAACAUUCAGUCGAUCGACAAAAGAUUGCAGAGUACUUUCCUCUGGAAACAACAGUCACGGGCGUCAUGGGUAUCUUUUCCCAGCUUUUUGGCAUGGUGUUCGAAGAGAUUGUCGAGGAGCACAGGGACGCUCUCUCACCCACAGGUAACGGUGAAGAUCUUGUCUGGCAAGAGGACGUCCAGUUAUAUGCUGUCUGGGAUGAUGAUCAAGAGGGCGGUUCCUUCCUCGGAUACCUCUAUCUCGAUCUCUACCCGCGCAAGGGGAAAUUCGGAGGCAUGUGCAACAUGAAUCUGCAAUGCGUAAGCUUUUUCCCUCGCAACUUCCCUUCCACAACCAGCUCAUAUUCGAAUCCAGNNGGUUUCGAGCAAGAAGACAGCACUCGCCACUAUCCAGCCACCGCACUACUCUGCAAUUUGCCCAAGCCAACUGCGACCAAGCCAUCGCUUCUCACCCACGAACAAGUCCAGCUUUUCUUCCACGAACUAGGCCACGGCAUCCACGAUCUCGUCGCCCGCACAAAGUAUUCUAUUUUCCACGGUACAGCCACCGUGGACGACUUCUGUGAGGCCCCGUCUCAGAUGCUGGAAUUCUGGUGUUGGGUACCACAACUCUUGCAAUCGCUGAGCCAUCACUACACAUACCUAUCCCCCGAUUAUCUUGCUGCUUGGAAGAAGGAAAAUCCUUCCACAAGCCCACAGCCAGAAAAGCACAUCCCCAUCAGCACAAUCGAACAACUCGUCAAGGCAAAAAAUGUAAACGGGAGUCUAUUCCAAAGCCGUCUCUUACAUCGCAGCUACUUCGAUAUGAUUGUGCAUCAACCAUCUACCCUGCAANAAAUCCUCGACAUGGAUAUCGCAGAGCAGUGGAAUGGUCUGCAAGGCCGAGUUUCUUAUCUCGAUACUGGUGACGAGUAUAAAGGGCUAGGAUAUGCGAAUUUCGAUGCUGUGAUUCGUGUUUAUGAUGCCGGAUUUUAUGGUUAUCUGUAUGCAAGAGUGUAUGCUGCGGAUAUGUUCUAUUCUGUCUUCAAGGAUGAUCCCAUGGAUAAAGCACAGGGAAGAAGAUAUAGACGCACGAUACUGGAANAAGGGGCUAGUGUCGAUGAGAUGACCACCUUGGUGGAGUUCUUGGAUCGUAAGCCCAGCGCAGAAGCAUUCUACAGAGAGUUGGGUGUGGAGUGA